This is a messenger RNA of Talaromyces amestolkiae, 1260 nucleotides long. RefSeq lists its product as uncharacterized. Gene Ontology annotation, molecular function: FAD binding. NCBI's taxonomy places the organism in Eukaryota, Fungi, Ascomycota, Eurotiomycetes, Eurotiales, Trichocomaceae. The record is from RefSeq and is a predicted model, not a curated record. The transcript has a single exon. The coding region runs from base 1 to 1260 and encodes 419 amino acids.
AUGUCUAAUCUCAAAGUCCUCAUUGUAGGCGCAUCCAUCGCCGGCCCAUCGGCUGCAUACUGGUUCGCCAGAGCCGGCGCAACGGUCACUGUCAUUGAGCGCUUCCCACAGCUGCGUACCAAUGGACAAAACGUCGACAUACGUACGGUCGGGGUGACGGUCAUGCGCAAAAUCCCAGGAAUGGAGGAAGCGGUACGAGCCAAAAACAUGCCAAUGGACGGCUUCAAUUUUAUCCGCGACAACGGUCAGAGUAUUGGAAUUUUGAAACCCACAGGCAACCCGGAUCAACAAUCACUUAUAUCAGAAUAUGAGAUAUUCCGCGGUCAUUUGUCACGGAUAUUGGUUGAUUUGACCAAGGAUAAUGAAAAUGUCAAAUACGUCUUUGGUGAACAAGUCAAGUCGAUGCGGACUAACGACGAGAAAGAUGGUCCUAUAACGGUCGAAUUUGCAAAUGGCUUUCCGACGUCAAACUAUGAUCUAGUCGUUGCCUGUGAUGGCGCAAACUCAAGGACACGAGUCCUUGGUCUGGGCCAGGAUGCCCGGACUCAAAUUGAACCUCUGAAUAUGUGGGCAGCAUACUUUUCCGUGGAAGAAGAUAUCCUUCAAGGAAGCAAAAUGGGGAUGUCAUACAGUGCUGUGAAUGGUCGUGCCGUGGGUUUAGGACCAGMCCCUUCAGGUCCGAACCAAGCCACACUAAUAACUUUCCAUCCUCCCAACGACCCCUCACUGCAACAAUUCCGCGAAGCCUCGAAACAAGGAGACGCUACCCUCAAGAGCUUUGUAGCUCAGCAUUACAAAGGGGCAGGCUGGAAAACAGAUCAAAUCAUGAAGGGUAUGCUAGACUCAAAAGACUUCUACGCCAGCGAAUUCGUCCAAGUCAAGCUCCCGACAUUCCGCAAGGGUCGUUUUGUCUUGGUAGGCGAUGCAGGGUAUGCCGGGGCCUUGGGAUCCGGUACAUCUCUCGCUAUGGCUGGGGCAUAUGUGCUAGUAGGGGAAAUCGGUAGACACCAAGACGAUUUGGCCGCAGGUUUGAGAGCUUACGAGGAGCGAAUGCGGCCGAUUAUAAAUGACUUGCAGAAAGUUCCGCCGUUCUUAUCUAGUGUCAUGGCUCCACGAACUGCUUGGGGGUUAUGGCUACGAAAUAAUAUUAUCGCAUUUGUUUGUUGGUCUGGGAUUUUAAGAGUGGCGGAGAGAUUUUUUGUUGGUGCCGCUAGUGAUGUUGACAAGUAUAACCUUCCGGACUAUGAAUGGAAGGAUUGA